AUGUGGACUCUUGCAUCUUGGGGCUGGGCGGUUAGGCUGUCCAGUAUACUUGUGCUCUUUGCUCUCCUCCAGAGUAUCGCAGCUCAGGAUCUCGGCCUGAACCUUGACACACAUGCCCGAGACAAAGCACAACAAAUCGUUUACUCCUCUAAGCUCACCUUCACCCAAGAUACUGUAACGCUCUUUAGCAAUGACCAACUCUAUGAGCUUGCUCACUUGGCUUAUAGCCAAAUGCAGACCAAGUUUAAUGCUGAUCGCGUUGGGCCACAGGAGCAGCCCGCUAUGAUGGCCGUUAUGGCCGUCGAGAAGGACGUCUUCAUCUCGUCCAGUUUGAAGGGAAGCGGCCCUUCUCUGUACAGCCUCGCACCCCAGCAUUCCAAACCACGAGUCGUCGCUGCCCUUGACCGGUGCCAAGCCAGACUACAGAGCCAAAAGAAGGUCCCAGUAAACAAGAAGCAUCGAACCGAGGCCGGCUGUGCGGAGAUUUUCGCUGUUCACCAGUACUAUUUAGACAGCGAUACCUCCCAGCGAGCCCACAAUCACCCGCGCUCCAUCCGCGUUGUUGCCUACGGUAAAGGGGGCCAGACAGGCGUUAUAGGCCGUGAGUUUGUGCCUAUCCUGCUGUAUCUCAAAACCCUUGCGGUGGCGGUGAAGUCGUCAACCAAGAGGGUCGCCUAA
Molecule: messenger RNA, 678 nt
Organism: Colletotrichum aenigma
Lineage: Eukaryota; Fungi; Ascomycota; Sordariomycetes; Glomerellales; Glomerellaceae
Exons: 3
Coding region: 1-678 (225 amino acids)
Source: RefSeq, a predicted model, not a curated record